AUGGCGACGAGGGCGAGGGCAGCCGGUGCUUGUCCGAAAUACCCUUUCCUGGUGCGGUUUUGCAAGAGCGACGAUGAUGAUUCAUCCUCCACCUAUCAACUCUACUCUUCCAUCUCCAAAGAAUGGUACUUGGUGGAUGCCCCGCCGGAGCUGGACGACACCCGAAUUCACUGUUCCAACUACGGCUGGUUGCUGUUGUCGCGAAUCGAUCGCCUAUUCUUCUUCCAUCCCUCCACAGGAAACACCAUCGACUUGCCCAACCUAUCCUGCAGUUACAAUCGACUGAGCUUUUCCGCUCCUCCUACACGUCCGGACUGUGUGGUUUUCAGUAUGAUGGAUACAUGCGUUCAGCACGAAAUCUACAAUGGCAACAUCGCCAUCCUCCCAAGAGGGGAGAGUGCUUGGACGUGCGAGAAGCUCGCGAAUAGGGCGACUGACUCGCUAUGA
Molecule: messenger RNA, 447 nt
Organism: Linum trigynum
Lineage: Eukaryota; Viridiplantae; Streptophyta; Magnoliopsida; Malpighiales; Linaceae
Source: the annotation of a GenBank genome assembly